Messenger RNA from Bombus impatiens (common eastern bumble bee), 9843 nucleotides. RefSeq names its product mucin-19-like. The transcript has 15 exons. The record is from RefSeq and is a predicted model, not a curated record. Gene Ontology annotation, molecular function: chitin binding. Bases 1107 to 8435 code for a protein of 2442 amino acids. Lineage: Eukaryota; Metazoa; Arthropoda; Insecta; Hymenoptera; Apidae. Gene Ontology annotation, biological process: carbohydrate metabolic process. Gene Ontology annotation, cellular component: extracellular region.
UCGAUCGAAUAUUUCAUGACAAAAUUGUCGUAAAUAAUUUUUUUCUAAUUUUUGUUAUUUUAUGUCUAUGACAAUUAUCGAUGAUGAUUCAUACUCCAUGAUAAAACACACAUAAGAAACAAUUCUCAAACGAAGUCGUCCAAUCAGCCGCCUUCUCCUUUCAAACGUCAAUUCCCUCGGUCAAACUUUUUUUUGCCAACUAUCGAGACCAUUCCCUAAGGCCAUCCUAUUACAGACAUAGCCCGCAGCGUCAUCGAACGGCAGCAAUUAAGAAUUUAAAAAAUAAAGAUCAACCAGACCAAUCUACAUACAUCAGAGUCUCUGUUGGUUUCACCCGUGCAAUUUAAAUAAUCGCCGUCCACGCUCCUGUCUUUUUUAUCAUAUAUCUAGAAAGUCGUUCUAAACGCUUCGUUAUUGAACUGUUUGCACCCACAUGCGAGCGAAGGGAUGUGCUCAUUCUAGUCAUAAUAAAAUACAAAUUAAUUGUCAGUAAACGCAUAGCAUACAAGCAUAUAAGAUUAACUUAUUGAAUUAACGGCAGAUUUGCUAUGAUCGCUAGAUUAUUGGACACAAUAAUAAGAGGGUAAACCAGAUAAUUGGCAAUUUAAUGACUGAGUAAUUUUGUUGAUCGUUGAAUUUAUGUACAGCUGUAGAUCAAGGUGACUUAUUGACAGUGGUGUUCUGUGAAGCAUACCGAUUGACCGUGGCAGUAGUUCGACCAUGACGAACCAUUCUACAGGAGUAUCAGAGAACUGCGAAUGUGUAACGCGAUCGUAAAUUAGGUUCAGUGCGAAACGCGCUCUCGAACUCGAAGGAUCCUUCGAGCUUCCUUUGAUCCCCCACCUCGGACGUCAACCGGACGAAAGACGGAAAGAGAGAGGCUUUCCUUGGCUACGAACAACGCAACAUCUCGUAGACGCUGUUUUGUCGUCGCUGCUGCUGACUCUAACGCGGGAAACAUCUCCAUCGGCUCCUUCCCCGAAGAGUCCCCUCGAUGAGCGACGAUCUUGGGGCUCGAGCGUCGAUCGUUUGGAUUACAGUCGCGGACCGGAUCUAACGGAUCUCGGACGACACUGAACGCAACAGAGGACUGGAAAGUCAACGGGAUGAUCAACAGGACGUGCUUGGCGGUCCUCAUUGGGCUGCUGGGUCUUGCUUGUGGCUUGCAAUGCCCGAAGCAAAAGCUAUCACCAGGCAGAGAAGUAGUAUGCUACACUUUCGUUUCCGACGUCGAUCAGCUAACAGAGGCUGUGUGCAAAUGCACCUCUUUGGUACAACAAGGCUACGACGUGCGAAAUCUCUCGGUUUCCGGAUUCGAAGAUUUUCAGAAGUCGUUGAAGAAGAUUAUUCCAACGCUUCAGUUCGUGGUUUCCGUGGACGACCCUGGAAAAACACUAAGCACUUCCGGCACAGUUCGUCAAGAGAUCACCGCUCGUUUGAUCGGAGUUUUGAAAGAGGUUGAUGGAGUCGAGUUAAAUAUGACUGCAGGAUCAAAGGAACGUUUGGUUCACUUUGUAAAGGGUUUGAAAGACGAAUUGGUGAGAAAAUCAUACGAUAAGAGAAUAUUCCUGGUUCUACCCACAAAAUCAGAGGAACUGGCUAAACAAUUCGAUCUGAAAGAACUGACCAAAUACGUGGAUCUGUUUACGGUCCCGACGCACUACUUGGUCGAAGAUGACGAGGCCAAUCACACUUUUCAUCCGUCAAGAUUGAUAGGUCUCUUCGACAUGUUUAACGCCGACAGUUUGAUCGACUUAAUCAGCGGUUUGGGCGCGCCUAAGAGAAAAAUUCUGGUAUCAGUACCAGCCUCUGCGUACAAGUUUACGCUAAAGGAUCAGAACGAUAAUGCCCCAAGGGCGUCAACUGAGGAGAUGCAACCUGUUACCAUUGAUCAGAAGCAGUUGUGCGAUUUGAUGAACAACGGAGAAUGGACGGUGGAAAGGGACGAAGAUCUUACUGCUCCUUACGCUUUCAAAGAUAAAAUGUGGAUUGCUUUCGAAGAUAGAAUAUCUCUAUCUAUAAAAGGAAAAUAUGUACUGCUUCGAGAUCUUCCUGGAUUGGCUGUGCAUAACGUAGAGAAUGACUUUAAAACUAAUUGCGGGAUGCCUCUUGCACACGAGGUUCAUCGAUCGUUCUCGAAUUUCAAGAGGAAGUCGAGAGCCGCUGUUUUGAACGCUUUGGAAGAUGAUCUACACCAAAAAGAGCUUGAGUACUCGACUAAAGUUAAGUCAUCCGAUUUUCGAGUUGUUCGCGUAGUAGACACCGAAGGACACAUCAGAGUUGUUCGAGAAAACACGCAAACCGAAUUUACUUGCUCUAGACAAGGAUACUUCGUCCAUCCUAAAAGUUGUAACAGAUUUUAUCGAUGUGUUAAAUUCAACCAAGAAGUGGAAGAUUACUCCGUAUUCGAAUUCGACUGUCCAGCAGGUUUAUCAUUCGACGAGCGUACAGAAGUUUGUGUUUGGCCAGGCUCCAUGCCUGAGGGAUCGCCAUGUCCUGGAAGUAGCGAAAUUGCGCCAGUAACUCGAAUAAGGUUCGAAUGUCCUUCCAAAUCUGGCUACUAUGCAGAUCCCCAAAAUCCCCGUUGGUUCUUCGCCUGCAUCGACCUAGGAGGUCCUGAAAUAAUGGCUUACGAAUUUCGUUGCCCGUUCGGCCUGAUCUUUGACGAGCAAAAAUUAAUUUGCGAGUGGCCUUGGUUGGUAGCAGGCUACUCUGGUACCGGUUAUACAAGAUCAGAAUAUGACGGAGGGUAUUAUGGCACUGGAACUACUGCAGGUACUGGUGGAUACUAUACAGGAGCAUUACCUCAUGGUUACACGGGAACAUCAGGAGGAGGAGGGUAUACUGUUUCUACUGGGUCAGGAUUUUCUGGGGCAGCUGGCGUUGGUCAUGGAUCGUCGUUUGGACAAGGAACAAAAUAUACUGGAAGUGGGAAAGAAAAGGGAUACAGUGGAAGUGGACAAGGAGCAGGAUACACUGGAUCAGGUGUAGCUGGUCAUGGAACUUCAUAUGAUGGUCAAGGAGCUGGUGGUUACUCUGGAACAACUGGAAGUGGAUAUUCCGGAGCAACAGGAGCUGGUCAUGGAACCAUAUAUAGUGGUCAAGGUUCUGGUGGUUACUCUGGAACAACUGGAAGUGGAUAUUCCGGAGCAGCAGGAGCUGGUCAUGGAACCACAUAUAGUGGUCAAGGUUCUGGUGGUUACUCUGGAACAACUGGACGUGAAUAUUCUGGAGCAGCAGGAAUUGGUCAUGGAAUAUCAUCUACUAGUCAAGAAGCUGAUGGUUACUCCGGGGCGGGAGUAGCUGGUCAUGGAACCACAUAUAUUGGUCAGGGUUCUGGUGGUUACUCUGGAACCACUGGAAGUGGAUAUUCCGGAGCAGCAGGAGCUGGUCAUGGAACCACAUAUAGUGGUCAAGGUUCUGGUGGUUACUCUGGAACAACUGGACGUGAAUAUUCUGGAGCAGCAGGAAUUGGUCAUGGAAUAUCAUCUACUAGUCAAGAAGCUGAUGGUUACUCCGGGGCGGGAGUAGCUGGUCAUGGAACCACAUAUAGUGGUCAAGGUUCUGGUGGUUACUCUGGAACCACUGGAAGUGGAUACUCUAGAACAGGAGGUGCUGGUUAUGGCACUAAAUAUACUGGUCAAGGAUUUGGUGGACAUUCUGGAACAACUGUAAGCGGAUAUUCUGGAACUGUAGGAGUUGGUCAUGGGUCUACAUAUAGCGGUCAAGGGUCUGGUAGACAUUCUGGAACAACUGGAGGCGAAUACGCUGGAGCAGCAGAAGCUGACCAUGGAACUCCAUAUACUGGACAAGGAUUUACGGGAACAACUGGAAGUGGGUACUCCAGCGCAGGAGCAACUAUAACAUCUGGUCAUGGAUAUUCCGGAACUGGCACGAGCUAUACUGGAUCGACUGGUAAGGCAGGUUAUGGAGGAUCAACUGGCACAGGAUAUUCAAGAGGAACUGGUACGGGUCAAGUAUCUACUGGCACUGGAUUUACUGGUGCAGGAAUCAUUGAACAAACAGAAAAAAGUGGAACAACUGGUACGGGCUAUACUGGAUCUACGUAUUCUGCUGCUGGAUCUACUGAUGGAGGAUAUUCAGGAACAAAGAAAGGAUCUAUUAGUGGAGGGUAUCCAGGAACAAAGAGUGGGUCUAAUGGUGGAGGAUAUUCAGGCGCAACUGGAGGAACUACUGGAGGUUAUGCAGGGCCAGGCGGUAUUCAUGGUGGAUCUACUGGCGGAGGAUUCGCGGGAUCUACUGCUGGCGGAUAUACAGGAGCAGGAACAACUGGUGCUCAUGCGGGAUCUACUGGAGGAUAUGCAGGGCCAGGUGGUAUUCAUGGCGGAUCUACUGGCGGAGGAUACGCGGGAUCUACUGCUGGCGGAUAUACAGGAGCAGGAACAACUGGUGCUCAUGCGGGAUCUACUGGAGGAUAUGCAGGGCCAGGUGGUAUUCAUGGCGGAUCUACUGGCGGAGGAUACGCGGGAUCUACUGCUGGCGGAUAUACAGGAGCAGGAACAACUGGUGCUCAUGCGGGAUCUACUGGAGGAUAUGCAGGGCCAGGUGGUAUUCAUGGCGGAUCUACUGGCGGAGGAUACGCGGGAUCUACUGCUGGCGGAUAUACAGGAGCAGGAACAACUGGUGCUCAUGCGGGAUCUACUGGAGGAUAUGCAGGGCCAGGUGGUAUUCAUGGCGGAUCUACUGGCGGAGGAUACGCGGGAUCUACUGCUGGCGGAUAUACAGGAGCAGGAACAACUGGUGCUCAUGCGGGAUCUACUGGAGGAUAUGCAGGGCCAGGUGGUAUUCAUGGCGGAUCUACUGGCGGAGGAUACGCGGGAUCUACUGCUGGCGGAUAUACAGGAGCAGGAACAACUGGUGCUCAUGCGGGAUCUACUGGAGGAUAUGCAGGGCCAGGUGGUAUUCAUGGCGGAUCUACUGGCGGAGGAUACGCGGGAUCUACUGCUGGCGGAUAUACAGGAGCAGGAACAACUGGUGCUCAUGCGGGAUCUACUGGAGGAUAUGCAGGGCCAGGUGGUAUUCAUGGCGGAUCUACUGGCGGAGGAUACGCGGGAUCUACUGCUGGCGGAUAUACAGGAGCAGGAACAACUGGUGCUCAUGCGGGAUCCACUGGAGGAUAUACAGGAACCUCAGGAGGUUACGGUGGAACUUCAAUACCUGGUCAAACCAUUACAUUUGGUACUGGACAGUCACGAACACCAAUUUUUGUUUCUUCUGGCACAACUGGAGCUGGAGUAGAUCAUGGUGUAACCAGUAUAUAUUCACAGACUCCUGGGCCUAUUAUCGUGGAGAAACCUGAGAAACCAACCUGUCUCACGAACCUGUGUUAUGGGUCUUCUCAACCAUCAGGUGGUCAGACUCUGGUAACAGACGACUAUGUUUCAAGCCACGGAGCUAUUUCUGGAACAAAUGUUUACCAAGGUACAACUGGAUUCCCUGGAAGCUUGAAUGUUACUUUUGGAAGCCACGUACCUUCCAUUGGAGGCGUUACGUAUCAUGGAGGCGUCACACCCGCUGGUGGCUAUACAGUGACAACAGGUACGGGUGCUAUCGUGACAGGACACGGUAUUCAAGGAUCGAUCAUUACUGGAGAUUCCACUCCAGGGACGCUCAUUACCCAUGGAGCUACCCCUGGCGCAAUCUUCACAGGUUCUUCUGACCAAGGCACCAUAAUAAGUGGAGGAAGCCAUCCAGGAUAUACGAAGACUGGUCUAAGUUCACCUGGCUAUGUAAUUAGUGGCGGAGUCAAGACCGUAUUCCCAGGUUCAGUCAGUUCUGGAACGACAGUUUACGGAACACCUUCACCUGGUGUCAUAGUAACUGGAACACCUUCACCUGGUGUCGUAGUAACUGGAACACCCUCACCUGGAACUAUUAUAAAGGGCCAAUCGAGUCCUGGAAUAAUUCUUACAGGACAAACAGCUCCUGGUGUGUCUAUUGGGGGAUCUAUUGUGCCAGGAACAGUCAUUGGUUCAGGUUUUACAACGCAUCCAGGGGCUGUUACCCCAGGAUCUCCAUUUGGAACUAAGAUUGGAACCACGCCAUCGACUUAUGUCACCGGCUACAAAACUAACGAAUACCAUGACAACGGAGGGCGUGGUACCAUUAGAUUUAACAAUGGCGAUGUGACCACCAAAUAUACAGAAAAUGAUAUUCCAGACUAUAGACCAACUGGCGGCAAUAUUUUGCCAGAUACUCUCAUUCCAGGAAGCAAAGGUAUUCCCGGUGUAUCGCUAUCUAGUGGCUUCACUAAGACUGGACCUACCAAGACAGGCUUUACCACUGCUACUUUAGGUGCUGGUGGUAGUUACGUAAUUAGCACUGGAAAAACUAACCCCCCACCUAAUCCCGACCAUAUUGGCGCCAAAGCAUUCGAAGGCAACGUGGCAGGAUAUCCAAAAUCAUCUACCGAAAGCAGUGCCAAGACUUAUUCAGGAACAUUCUCAACUUAUGGUCCAGGCUUCAGUCAGAAACCUUCGAAGGGCACUGGAUAUUCCUAUCCCACACCUAGCAUUCCAUUUGAUACAGGAGUGACGAAGAAUUUGCCUAUUUCUUCGACAGAGAGUGGCAUCUUUAGUGGAACUACUCCAACGCCGUUCUUGAAGGUUGAAGUGCAUAAUACACCAAAAUUCGGUGAGGCCGGAUUCACCAGUUCACCUGCAGUUGUGAAUACGUAUCAGAAACCAAGUGGCUUUACGCGUGCACCAUCUCCAACUGGAACACCUGUCCUUUAUACCACUGGUCCAUUGGAAAAUUACAAGACGACUGUCUUUGAAGCGGCUAAAGUUCCAGUUACCAUCUCUACUAUUCACCCAGUGAUCGAUACCGGAUACCAGACUGUCAUAUCGUCGACGCCAUUGCCUGUAACUAUAAGUCAAGAUAAAUUUAGCAUUCAGACCAAACCUCAGUUUGGUUUUGGAACAAAGACUUCUCAACCUGGUAUAUUCGGAGAUCGAGGUUACGUUUCUAGCACGACACCAACGACUGUACUUAAAAUAUCAUCGAAGUAUCCUUCUGGAGAACCACAGUAUGAUUAUGGACCUACCACUCCAUCAUCUGGUUCUGGAUACUUUACAACUUCGAAGAACGUGUUUGAACAUGUAACACCGUCUGGAAUCUCAGAGUCACCGAAACCACAGACUCAGUACAUACCUGGCGAAUCUAUUUCGCCAGCCAUUGGAGUAACUUACAGAAAGCCAUUCCCAUUACCUGGCGUCACUUAUCAACAAGAAUUCACACCAGCAUCUGCCAAAUCGUACACCACUGCUCCAUCGGGCAUAGGAUCAGGUCCCGGCUACAAAGGAUCGCCUACGAACAUAGCAAUUCCCAGAGAUGAAGUCGGAAAGCUCGUUACCAAUUACAACAGAGGCACCACGAAAUAUGUUCCAAGCCAAUACGACGUUUACACAACAGGAUCCGCAGCAGGAGUCGAUUACUACCAGUCCCAGACGAAGUUCAAACAGGGUUAUGAUUCAUCGACACCAUCCUCGGUUCCUAGAACACAGUCACCUCUCACAGUGACGACUUACUCCGGAGGAUAUUCGAAACCAUCUUCAGGUAUCACGUAUCAGACCACUGCGAAGUCUACAGCCGUAGGUAAACCUAAAGUGAUCGUGAAGUGGAGCGAUCUGCACCCUCUUCUCCUUGGAAAAUUAGGAGCAGAGUGUACCUGCAGAGGAGAUCCUUUCGCUAAUCUCAGAGGUCCUGGCUCCAAGUUGAUCAACUCGUCAAAGGGCAAAGUGGACUUGUCUAAUUAUGACGAGUCGGAGAUUUAUGUAGAUCUUGAGAAGGAAGGAUCCUACGAAGAUCAAGAUUACCAAGUGACCAACUACGAAUCGUCUUCGAAACAACCAGUUAAGAUCUAUAAUGAACUUUCGAAAGCUCUAGGAACUACGAGCAUUCAAGUUCAAGAAAAGCCAUCGUCCACGUACUUACCAAGCGUUACUCCUUCCGUGGGAGUAGGAGGUCGCACUUCGAGCCUUUCAAGUCAUGGAUUAACUGCCAAUUUCAGAUCUGGAAAGAGUCUGAGCAACGUUGGAUCUCCUAUCAACUCGAUUGGAGGUGGUAAAGGUUUAGCUUCCACUGUGGAUCAUUCUGUCAUUGGUCCUAUCGAUGGUUCUGUCAAUAGUCCUACCGACGAUUCUAUCGAUGGUCCAAUCGAUCGUUCUGGAGAGUAUGAGGAUAGUGUAUCAGAAGAAAUCAUCGAUGGAGCUACCAAUUGCGCCAGACCAGGUCUGUUCAGACACCCUAACUUCUGCAACAAGUUCUAUGCCUGCCAUUGGGACGAGUGGAAGAAGAAGUUCACGCUUCACACAUUCAACUGCCCCGUCCAUUUAACCUUUGACAAUGGCGCGGGUGCUUGCAACUGGCCUAGUAUGGGCCCCGCUUGUCAAGACAAUAACUUGUUAGUUUAGAUGGUUCACUGUUGAUGAGGAGGUCUUAUGGAUCUCGCAUACCGCGGACUUCUCGUGACACCUUCCUUUUUGAAAAACUGGAGAUGGAAAUUUGAACGCAGAGAGUUCUUAUUAUAAAAGUUUCUGAAAGAAGAUAAUUCUAUGAAUUUUGUAAAAUUUUUUAUAUAAUCUUAGAUUAAUUUGCUAUGUUUGAAUUUUAUACAAUCGUUAAAUAUUUAUUAAUCUUCUGAUGUAAUUCUAGAUUUCUAUUACGUUUUAUACAACAAUAAUUAUUUUAUAGAGCAUCGUAGAUUGCAAUUAUCAGUGUACACACUUUCAGCAUUAUUUGUAGAAUAUUAGUCACACUAAAGUAAUAACACGAAGUUUAAAAAUAUUAUUUUAAUGGUUGAACGUUCAAGUUAUGUGGCAAAGCAUACAGAGCAUGUGAGGUAACAUUUAAUUAUAACGUAGUAACGGUAUACGCUCAGUUUCUUUUUAAACUGAAAGACGUGAAACGAGCAUAAGAGAAUGCUUUUCCCGAGGUAACGAGAAUGGAGACAAGGAGGAAGAAAGAUCCAAGGCGAUCGAGGUGCCGCGAUGCGAAAGCACACUGUCCAGAGUGAAAGUCAAGCUGCACUCGCCGAUUCGAAUCGCGCGAAAGAAGUCGAUAAUGUGUGCGAUUCCAUGUCCAAGACGAAUUAUUGUAUAUAACGUGCCCUACUCUUCCAAAUUUGUAAAUAACGACGAAUUACCUUUAAAAAGAAGAAGAUAUGGAAAAAGUUUAAAAAGUUACAGAAAAGAAAUUUUGUUUAAAUAAGACGAAAGAAAAAUGUGAAAUUCAAACUAACGAAGCAAAAAAUUGGUUCCAAAAAAAUGACGAAGAGAUAUUUCCAAUCAAUUGAUAUUAUCGUUUCUGUUGAUCGUCGUUGACCUGUUGCUUUGAUCAAAUUUUCUUUCUUUUUUUAUAAUUGUGUCAUUGACGAUUUAUAUUUGUAUAUAUAUAUAUUUUAGAUAUCGAUAACGCGAUUUGCAUAAUUGACGUAUCCCUUGAAUUCCUUCACUUUCUUUUCCGGAUAUUUCGUGCUUCCUGUUUAAUACAGGGAAGUUAAUUUUGAAUAUUCUUUGUGCACUGCUUAAGCUUGCCUUGAUUCUGUGUUCAUCUCGUUCCUAUCUCUAUUUACUAUUUUUCCGCUUCUUCCCGAUGCAAUUAUUAUUUAUUUGUCGCUUGUUACUAUUGUACUAGAAGUUAAGGGUAUAUUACGACAAAAAUCCUUGAGCGAUCAAAGAUCGUUUCUCUGCGUCGAUAAGAAUUUCUUUUUAUCAUCUGUCUUGCACACUUAAAUCGGAGCUUCGAUAAUCGUGCCAUUUUAUCGUGGUUGUCUAAUGUAAUAUUACGAACUUAGAAUAAAUAUGAUAAUUGUACAAAAUA